Thunnus maccoyii (southern bluefin tuna) is the source of this 1849-nucleotide messenger RNA. It is a transcript of the gene aadat, whose product is annotated as aminoadipate aminotransferase. Lineage: Eukaryota; Metazoa; Chordata; Actinopteri; Scombriformes; Scombridae. Gene Ontology annotation, biological process: biosynthetic process. The record is from RefSeq and is a predicted model, not a curated record. Bases 333 to 1610 code for a protein of 425 amino acids. The transcript has 14 exons. Gene Ontology annotation, molecular function: L-kynurenine:2-oxoglutarate transaminase activity; pyridoxal phosphate binding.
AAACAGCUUGAACGUGCUCGAGCCUCGAGCGAACGACCGUUGAAUUUUACAAAUGUAACGUUACUCGGUAAAGUUUGUGUCCAACGGUUCAUUUUAGUGUCCCGAAGAACGUUUUUCCACGUUUACACAGUUCAAAGACGAUAUUUUUAACAUUAAAUUAACGUUACUGUGCUGGUCUGACGUAACGUAACGUUUACAGUAGUGGUUUCCGUUGUGUAAGCCAAACUUUAACUGAAAAUAAUAAGUGUGACGUUAUUUACUAUCAGUUUUAAAUCAAACGGGAGAAAGACAGAUUCCCCAUUGACUGUUUUCAGACGCUCAACAACAGAAUCAUGAAUUACGCUCGGUUUCUGACAGCAGUGAGUGCAGCCAGAAAGCCCUCCGCUAUCAGGAUGCUGACUGAGCUGCAGCAGCGGUCGCCCCCGUCCCUCAUCUCUCUGGCAGGAGGAGCGCCCAACCCCAACACCUUCCCCUUCCGCUCAGCGUCCAUCGAGGUGAAGAGCGGACAAACUGUCACUUUCGACGAGGCGAUGAUGAAGAGGGCUCUGCAGUACUCCGCCUCCAAUGGAAUCCCUGAGCUGCUGACGUGGAUGAAGAACCUGCAGAAGAGCCUCCACAACCCGCCGACCGCCGGCUACACCCCCGAGAACGGCCAGAUGGACAUGUGUGUGACCACGGGGAGCCAGGAGGGGCUCUGUAAGGUGUUUGAGAUGCUGGUCAACCCUGGAGACAACGUUCUGCUGGACGCGCCCACAUAUUCAGGAACGCUGGCGGCACUCCAGCCGCUCGGCUGUAACUUGAUCAACGUUCCCAGCGAUCAGCACGGUAUGAUACCUGCAGCCCUGAAGCAGGUUUUGUCUCGGUGGGACCCCUCAGAGGUCCACAAGCCCGGCAGCAGCGCUCCCAAGAUCCUCUACACCAUCCCCAAUGGAGGAAACCCCACCGGUGCCUCCAUGACGGCUGAGAGGAAGAAGGAAGUGUACGAGCUGGCCAGGCAGUACGACAUGCUCAUCAUCGAGGACGACCCGUACUAUUUCCUGCAGUUUGACAAGCCGUGGGCUCCCACGUUUCUCUCCAUGGAUGUUGACGGACGAAUCAUCAGGACAGACUCCUUCUCUAAGAUCCUGUCUUCAGGGUUGAGGUUAGGUUUCGUAACUGGUCCCAAACCACUCGUGGACAGGGUGGUGCUGCACAUCCAGGCCUCGACAAUGCACACUAGCACCUUCACACAGCUCAUGGUGUCUCAGUUGUUGCACAGCUGGGGCCAAGAGGGCUUCCUACACCACAUAGACGGGGUGAUUGAGUUUUACAGGAAACAACGAGAUGCCAUGAUCAGCUCUGCAGAUAAGUGGCUCAAAGAUUUAGCAGAGUGGCACUCUCCGUCAGCAGGCAUGUUCCUGUGGAUGAAACUAAAGGGCGUAGCCGAUACCCAGCAGCUCAUUAUGAAAAAGGCGUUGGAGAAAGAGGUGCUGCUGGUUCCCGGAGGCGUGUUCAUGAUCAACAGUAGUGACCCCUGUCCCUACGUCAGAGCGGCCUUCUCUCUCUCCACGCCAGAGCAGAUUGAUGAGGCUUUCAGAAGACUCUCUUCACUCAUUAAAGAGGCUUUGUGAUGAGAUCUAUUCAUCACUGAUGCUGUUUUUUUUUAUUUAUUGAUGAAGGCUUAGAGUUAUGCUGUAGUCAAGUUAUUCAGCAUUAUUACAAGCCCUCUGGAGCAAUGAAUUAGAUUUGUAGGAGGAAGAACACUAAUUACACUUUAUCAAACUACAUCAUUAGCUGCUCCAUCAGUGUACUGUACAGCGAGGAUGUCUGUAUUUUUCCAUGUACAAAAAAGUAAAUAACUUUUUAUCAA